Messenger RNA from Paramecium tetraurelia, 2214 nucleotides. RefSeq lists its product as uncharacterized. Gene Ontology annotation, cellular component: plasma membrane. Lineage: Eukaryota; Ciliophora; Oligohymenophorea; Peniculida; Parameciidae. Gene Ontology annotation, biological process: adenylate cyclase-activating G protein-coupled receptor signaling pathway. The transcript has 5 exons. The record is from RefSeq and is a predicted model, not a curated record. Gene Ontology annotation, molecular function: G protein-coupled receptor activity.
AUGUAAUUAUCAGAAAACUUGAUUGCUAGAGUAUUUGUGAUUAUUUUAUGCCUUUUGUCAAUGACAGGCUGUUCUCUAAUUUUGUGGACAUUCUUCAGAACACCCAGAUUAAACAAAAACCCAGGGAGUAUUAUUUAAAGAAUGACCAUAGCUUAGAUUAUUAUUACUUUUCUGAUGCUGUUUGCACAAUUUUAUAUUAGUUUUGAUGAUCAUCCGACUGGAGGUGCCUUUGUAAUAUCCUAAUAAUUUUGCUCAUUCCUAGGCUUCAUUGAGAUAUUUUUUUCCUCCUAAUACUCCCUCUAUAACAUCUAUUUCCCCAUAAAUCUAUACUGCUCACUCAAAACACAGGACUAUAACUUUAAUAAGUACUUUAAGUUCAUGGAGAUUUCCUCAUUAAUAUUCUCAUUUCUAUUCACUUUGACUAUGUUCUUUGUUUAGGAUGUCAAAAUAAAUGUUGUCGGUGUUUGCGGUCUAAUGAUGGUUAAUUUUUCCACCUCUUUCAGUGCUAUCUUGGUAAUCAUAACAUUAAGCAUUUUAAUAUUGCUUGUUUUCAUAAUCAACGAAAAAUCAUCAUUCAAAACCACUCUUUAUAAUAAGGAUUCAGAAAAAUUCCAUUAGAAAUAUCAUAAAGAGUUCAUUAUAGUUAAUACACUCUACACAUCAGUAUUUCUAGGCACUUAUAUGAUUCCCUCAUGUCUGAUAUUUUGGGGUUAAUUAAUUUUUAAUGAUGAUACUCACUUCUAUUCUUUUCCAAUCAUCUACCCCUUGGGAGGUAUACUACUUUUCUUCAUAAGAAUAAAUGAUCCGAUUGUCAAAAAGUACAUCUAUACUAUGAUUAUGGGAAAGAAAAAGAAAAAUCAAAAUUGUAAAUUAAAGGAUAAGCUAUUACAAAAGGAAGAUUACAAUGGUAUAGAAUAGAUGAGUAUGGAUUCUGGACUAGAAAUUAGUGUGUGCAAUAACAAGAAGCUCAGAUACACAGUAAGAGCUGUGCCUAAUGACAAAUAAGUAUAACCAGACAUCACGGUCUCCUCAGUUUUCGGAAGCCAAAUCAAACUGAUUAAGAAUAACUAAGAAUUAUUCAUUGUAUUACUUUCCAUUAAAAAUGCUAUUAAUCAUUGUAUUGAAGAGAAGUAAGCGUUACUGAAAUCUUUAAAGCCAUUUAACUUUACUCAUAUCACAAAAUACUCGCUAUAUUUGCAAGAUGACUUUAAAGAUUUGGAUUAGAAAUACAAAAAUUAUAAUAAUCUCUGUUUAAAGGAUUAUGUCAAUAACAUUUGCUAUAAGAGAGUUAUAAACUGUUACAGUUAUGCAAGCAAGACUCUGAUCCACCUCUUUAGCUAAGUGUUAAAUAUUGAUUUAAAUCAACUCAAAUCUAGUUUAAGAAUCGAAUAGAAUACAAAAAAAAUAGUCAAUUCCAAAUUACCUUAGUCUUAUGGACCCAUUUUCUUAACUUAUGACAAUUACUUUUCUAUUGAAAUCAUUUCUAAAUAACACAAACUCCUUUUAACAAAAGGGGGAGGAUUGAUGAAUAUUUGUAAACGCUAUCAAACCGAAUAUAGUAGGCAAAAAAAUGGCAAUACUUUGUUGCCUGCGAUAUUGGGAUUGUAUACAAUCUAAAUUGACGAAGAUAGAUAUAUUAACAUCGUAUUAAAGUUAAAUUAAAUAAAAAUAAACUAUCCCUUAUAAGUUAAUCAUUUCAAUAUUCAAGUGGAAUAAGAUUAAUUAAUUCAACAGGACGUAUUUGGCUGGAUAUAAUUAAGUUUAGAAAAAGGAUAAUUUAAAUUAUUCAUUGCUGAAAAGCUAUUUGAUGAUAAAUUCCAAAUCAAAAUUGAAGAUAAUGACUUUAAGCUAUCUCAAAAUGCUGCCAAAGAUUUAGUAAGUAUUCUCAGCAAGGAUAUUGAAGAGUUUUGUUUUUGUAGAAAUGUUACUAUUUCUUUGGUUUACUUCAAAUUACCCACCAAUAGACUAGAUUCUAUGUGUAAACAUGAGAACUCAUUGUCCUAUCAUUAUUAAAUUUAUAAGAAUAGUCAGUAAAUUACUCCAUUACAGAUGAAUGAAUAUUUUAAAGAUUUGGGAUAAUUUGAAUUAGAUAGUAAAAUAGGGUUUGUUAGAAUUUAUUUUGAUAACUUUUGGUAGGAAUGGGAAUAUAUCAAUGAGAAUGAAAGAUGCUUGUAUUUUGAUAAACUAGUGGAAUAGUUGUCAGAAGUAAUUUGA